This is a messenger RNA of Homarus americanus (American lobster), 2163 nucleotides long. RefSeq names its product DNA-directed RNA polymerase II subunit RPB1-like. The transcript has 2 exons. The record is from RefSeq and is a predicted model, not a curated record. Lineage: Eukaryota; Metazoa; Arthropoda; Malacostraca; Decapoda; Nephropidae. The coding region runs from base 1 to 2163 and encodes 720 amino acids.
AUGAAACAAGUGACACCAUGGAGCAAGCAACUACACGAAGCAAGGAACAUCAGGAAGCAAUUAACUACACGAAGCAAAUACAUCAUGAAGCAAGAAACAAUCAUGAAGCAAGCAACUACACGAAGCAAGAGACAUCAUGAAGCAAGAAACACCAUAAAGCAAUCAACUACACGAAGCAAGGACAUCAUGAAGCAAGGAAGCAAGGUUAGCAUCAUAGCGCGUAGGAGGCUUCCUACUCCGCCGCUCCUAUCCGCACGGCUCCACUGCCCCCUCUCCGCCACGGCUCCCUACUCCGCCACGGCUCCUACUCCGCCACGCUCCUACUCUGCCGGCUCCCUACUCUGCCGCUCCUACUCACGGCUCUCUGCCACAGCUCCUUACUCUGCCACAGCCGUUACUCUGCCACAGCCCCUACUCUGCCACGCUCCUACUCCGCCACGGCUCCCUACUCCGCCGCUCCCUACUCUGCCGCUCCCUACUCUGCCACGGCUCCUACUCUGCCACAGCUCCUUACUCUGCCCUUACUCUGCCACAGCCCUUAUUCAGCUCAUCUGCCACAGCCCCUACUGCCCACGCCCCUACUCUGCCCUCCCCUGCCCUCCCCUCUGCCGGCACAGCCCCUACUCUGCCACAGCCCCUACUCUGCCGCUCCCUACUCUGCCACAGCCCCUACUCUGCCACGGCUCCUACUCUGCCACAGCUCCCUACUCUGCCACUACUCUGCCCGGCUCCUACUCUGCCACAGCUCCCUACUCUGCCACAGCCCCCUACUCUGCCACAGCUCCCUACUCUGCCACAGCCCCCUACUCUGCCCACAGCCCUACUCACCCCGCUCCCUACUCUGCCACAGCCCCUACUCUGCCACAGCCCCUCCUGCCCCCUCUCACGGUUCCCUACUCUGCCACAGCCCCUACUCUGCCACAGCUCCUUACUCUGCCACAGCCCCUCCUCUACGGUUCCUACUCUGCCACAGCCCCUACUCUGCCACAUCCCUACUCUGCCACAGCUCCUUACUCUGCCACAGCCCCUACUCUGCCAAGCCCCCUACUCUGCCGCUUGCACAGCUCCCUACUCUGCCACAGCUACUCUGCCACAGCUCCCACUCUGCCACAGCUCCUCUGCCACAGCUCCUUACUCUGCCACAGCCCCUACUCUGCCACUCCUUACUCUGCCAGCCCCUCUCUGCCACAGCUCCUUACUCUGCCACAGCCCCUACUCUGUCCCUCCUCUGCCACGGUUCCCUACUCUACAGCCCCUACUCUGCCACAGCUCCCUACUCUGCCACAGCUCCUUCUCUGCCACAGCCCCUUACUCUGCCACGCCCCUACUCUGCCACAGCCCCCUCUGCCACAGCUCCCUACUCUGCCCGCCCCCUACUCUGCCACAGCCCCUACUCUGCCACAGCUCCUUGCUCUGCCUGGCCCUUGCUCUGCAGCCCCUACUCUGCCACAGCCCCUACUCUGCAGCCCCUACUCUGCCACAGCCCCCACUCUGCAGCCUCUGACGCCCCCUUCCCCCUCUCAGCCCCUCUGCCCCCCUCGCCGCCCCCGGCCGCCCCUGCCCACAGCUCCCAGCUCCCAACAUCUACAGCCUAUCACAGCCCCUUCAGUACAGCCUCUCACCCUUGCCCCCAUUCCACAGCCCCCACUCUGCCACAGCCCCAACUCUGCAGCCCCACUCUGCCACAGCCCCCUCUGCCACAGCUCCCUCUCUGCCACAGCCUCUGCCCCAGCCCCACCUCUGCCACAGCUCCACAGCCCCUACUCUGCCACAGCCCCCUACUCUGCCACGGCUCCCUACUCUGCCCCUGCCACAGCUCCUUACUCUGCCACAGCCCCUUACUCUGCCACAGCUCCUUACUCUGCCGGCCUCUCUGCCACAGCCUCCUCUGCCACGUUCCUAUACAGCCCAUCUGCCAGGCCCCUCUCUACAGCCCCUCUCUGCCACAGCUCCUUACUCUGCCACAGCCCUUACUCUGCCACAGCCCCCUUGCCACAGCCCCCAACUCUGCACAGCUCCUUACUCUGCCACAGCCCCUACUCUGCCACAGCCCCCAACUCUGCCACAGCUCUCUCUGCAGCCCCUACUCUGCCACAGCCCCCUCCUCUGCCACGGUUCCCUCCCCUCUGCCAUCACCCACCUACACUACACUUACUGAUGUGA